Messenger RNA from Drepanopeziza brunnea f. sp. 'multigermtubi' MB_m1, 1368 nucleotides. RefSeq lists its product as uncharacterized. The record is from RefSeq and is a predicted model, not a curated record. NCBI's taxonomy places the organism in Eukaryota, Fungi, Ascomycota, Leotiomycetes, Helotiales, Drepanopezizaceae.
AUGUCCUACAGCACCUACUCAGAAGAAGACGACUUGGACAUCCGCAUCCGUCGCGGACGCGUCUCCCCCCAGCCCGUCAUCUUCCCCGAGCAUCGUUAUCGCCCAGCGCCUCGCCCCUACUAUGGCGAGCCCCAGCACGCCGGCACAGCCUACCUCGUGCCCGCCAUCACAGCAUCGGCUAUGCACCGCUCCCGCUCCACCGGCCACAGACGGCCCAUCUCCCCUCCGCUGCCAUCUCCGCAGCAGGCACCCAUCGUGAUCAACAACCGCAUCUACAACGACUACGAGGACGACGACUACCUGGCCCUCGCGCCCCACCAGCGCCGAAGCUCCCACUCCCGAAGCCGGAGCCGGCCCCAGAGCUUCGUCGCCGAUCCCAGGGACCAGUAUGAGCUCGAGCGCACGCGGAGGGAGCUGGAGCAGUACCGCGCAGUACACACCCGAGACGAGUACGAGCGUGACAAGACCCGGCGCGAGCUGGAAGCCUACCGGGCCGUGCACACGCGGGACGAGUACGAGAUGGAGAAGACGCGCCGGGAGCUCGAGCUCUACAAGCUCGAGAAGGACAGGCAGAAGGACGAAGACCGCAUGAAGAAGCACAUCGCUGCGGUCAAGGAGGACAUUGAGCUCCAGAAGGCGAAGAAGGAGUUGCAGGAUUACAAGGCGUCAAAGGAGAAGGCGGCUGAGGAGGCAAGGCUCAAGAGGGAGUCGGAGAUGCAGCAGUUGCUGGCGGAGAAGAAGGCCGAGGAUGAGAGGAAGAGGGCGAAGAAGGAGGCGGAUGCCGCGAUCGAGAAGUACAAGACUGAGCAGGCGGAGAAGGCGGCCAAGGAGAAGAAGGAGGCCGAGGAGGAGAAGAAGAGGGCGAAGAAGGAGGCAGAUGCUGCGAUCGAGAAGUACAAGGUUGAGCAGGCGGAGAAGGCGGCCAAGGAGAAGAAGGAGAAGGAGGCUAGGGAGAAGGAGUAUCAGACUCGCUUGCAGGAGGAUCUGCGCAGGUCUGGAAUGAACGAGAGACAGAUUGCGGCGGUUCUCAAGAAGGAUAAGGGCAUUGAUCCGAAUCGGCCAACUUACACGCGCAUGUCGAGGAGACAUUUGUCGAUCGAGACGCUGAACCGGUAUCGCAUCGAUUAUGAGUUUGAUCAGGACCCGGAUUAUGUGUUGAUUAAGCGAUGGGUACCGGAAUAUGAGCAAGACUUCCUGUGGACUCGUACGCGAGAGAUUCGGGAGCGCCGACAGCCGGUUGUGCUGUCUCUCGAAGGCAAAAAACACCACCAUCAUGAAACCGAGCUUGAGCUCGUGCGCAAGAAGAAGCAUGAGAGGAAGCCUUCUCCUUCUCCGCUGCUCACCUUCUUGGCCGGGGGCAGGAGGUAA